AUGAUGCGCCUCAGGGGAGCCGACUUCGCGGCGCGGACGUGCAGCCGGGAGGAGACGGAGGCGCUGCUCUCGGAGCUGACGGGAUGCCUCGCCAGCGCCCCGGAGGACGCGGCCGCGUCGAACCAGCCCUCCCGACAGAGCGUCGUGUGCGACAGAGUCCUGCGAGCCUGCGUCCAGCAGCUGGGGCAGCCCGGCGCCUGCGCCGCGCACGCCGCCGGCCUCGUGGCCCUGGCUGAGGUCGCCUGCCGGGGCUACGUCGCCGCUACGCCCCGGCCGGCACCUCUGUACCUGGAGAAGAUCCUCUACCACCUGCUGAGGAACGCGGUCGCCCGGGGGGCCGGCGAUGCCUGCUGGAAGGCGGCCGACCUCCUCCGCGCCCGGCUGCUGACGUACCGGCCCCGCGAGGCUCCCUCCGAGGACUUCGCGGCCGUCGCCAGGAGCGGUUUCGGCGUGCUGUGGAACGGGGCGGACGCCCUGGCCGAAGCCGGCCGGGCGCCGGACGAGAGCAGGGCCGCGCUUUCGGCUCGCUUGCGGGCCCUGCGCUUCCUGGCGCUGCUGGAGGACGACGACGGGGCCGCCCUGCUGCCGCGGGAGCCGCCCUUCUUCACCUCCCAGACGGCUCGCCAGGCGGCUGCGGCCGCCGUCAUGUUCGAAGCCCGGCGGGCGCCCCUCGGCGCCGACGACGCGGCCUUCCUCGGCCGGCAGCUCGCCGGGCGCUUGCUCGCGGCCCUGCGGGAGGGAGGCGGCGCGGCGGAGCCGUCGGACCUGCAGCGGUCCGUGUGCUUCUUCGAGCUCAGCUUGGAGCGCUGCCGGCGUCUUUGCAAGGGUGGCUGCUACGAGGAGGCCCUGGAGGCUGCGAAGGAAGCCCGCGGCUUUCUGGGCGCAGCUGGUAGCUCAGCGAAGUGCUUUAACGACCCGCUGGCUCUGCUGGAGGCCGGGGUCCGGCUGAGCCGGGCGCUCGCCGAGGACGCGGGCCAGGCGGGGCCGCCCCUCUCGCGAGCGGCCGCCGCUCUCGGCUCCGCGGCGAAGGUCUCGGAGCGGUUUGUCCGGGUGCUGGCCGAGAGCUGCCAGCUCGUCGUCUCGUCCCUCAGCGGGUACGUGAAGAGGAGCGAGCGGAGGCCCUUCGCUCGGGAGGACGUCCUCGGCCUCUGCGCCUUCACCGAGGGGUAUUGCUGCAUCCUCCGCAGGCUGCUGGAGCAGAUUCCUCCUGACGGCAUUAAACAACAGCUAGCGGUGAAACAGCUGCUCUACCACAGCCUCCAGCUCUUCACCAGUGUGGCGUACGAUGCCUUCCAGGGCUCCCAGGCGGCGGGGUGGCCCGGCCUGGAGCGGCUCGUGGGGGUUUGCCGACGCACCGUGGCGCGGAUGCUGGCGGCGCUGGAGGGGCUCCCCGCGAACGAGCGAGCCGAGUACCUCGACGUCACCGCGUCAUGCACGUUUAAGCUGGCGUACAUCUUCUACAGCCAGAAUCUUCACGAGGAGGCCACCUCCCUGUCGGAGCUCCUCUGCAGGAGGCUGGAGAUGGCAGAUGCCUAUAAAUACCCAGAGAUACCCCCAGAAAGGCUGCACAGAUGCUUCAGGCUGCAGGUGGAGAGCUACCGGAAGCUGGGUCGGUUCGAGAGCGCCCUGGUGUCCGUCGUCCAGUGGCUGGCGGCCCUGCGGGACGGGAUCCGUGAGCAGAUGGCGGAGCCCAUCUCUCUGUGGGCUAGAGUCAAAACGGAAGCCACGAAGCAGGGGGCCGAGGAGAUACGGCUGCGGACCCUGAAGGAUGGCUUGGAGGGACACCACUUGGAUGCCGGGACCUUGGUGGCCGUGCUCUUCGAAGAGCUGAAGGCCUACAAGACCGUGAGGGCCAACACGGGCCAGGAGCGCUACAAUGUCAUCUGUGACCUGCUGGAGAUCUGCUCGGAGGAGAGUGGCCGCCUGCACGAGCGGGCUCUUGGCUUGGUGGAGCUGGCCCAGGUCUUGUGUUACCACGACUACGCGGCGCACACGGACUGCUCCUCCCUGGACUCGAUCCGAGAGGCCUUGCGGCUGCUGGAGGCUGUGCCCAGGACUGCCCAGAACCAGGAUGAGCUCCUCGAUGACCGAGCACAGGCCUUGCUCUGGCUGUACAUCUGCACCCUGGAGCUCAAACUGGAGGAGGGCAUAGAGAGAGAGCAGAGAGCCAAAGCUCAGGGGCAGAAGCACCUGGAUGACUUUGAGCCUAAUGACCUCAACUAUGAAGACAAGCUGCAGGAGGACAAAUUCCUGUAUGACGGCAUCGCCUUCAACCUGGCUGUAGAGUCUGGUGAGAACGUGCUGUGGUUUGGUCUAUCUGGAGAAGCUCCUCAAACCUGUGACGUGUCCUUAGCUCAGUGCCAGAGCCUGGACGACGCCUUUGCCUUGUGGAAGCAGCUCCUGGAGAAGAAGGGAGUCCCCAGGGUGCGCAGCCUGGAGCAGACCGUGGCCUCCCUGCACCUCAUGGCAGCUCUCUACCGACUGAUGGCCAAGCCUCUGCAGGCCGUGGAGAGCUACCUCUUGGUCAGGUCGCUGUGCAGUGUGCUCGGAGACAGCCUGGGCAUGGCCAGUGCCUUGUGCCAGGUUACCAAGCUGCUCUUCCAGCUGGAGUGUCCCAGCUAUGCCAAGCUCUUCCUAGAGGAGACAGAGUCCUGCUUGCAGAAGGCAGAUAGCAGCAGCGAUUCCUACCUGCUGCUGAAGCAAACGUGCCUUCUGCUCCACAGCCAGCUCUGCUGUGCCAGCCACCAGAUUGAGAAAGGCCUUGCCCUGCUGCUGGAAGUGCUCCAGAACCCAGCUCUGCAGAGGAUCGCAAAGGUCUGGUAUCUGCUCAGAGCCCAUGUCCUUCAGCUAACGGCCGUCUACCUGAGCCUUCCCGCUGCCCGCCUCUCGCUGGAGCUCAGGCAGCAGAUCUUUGCUCAAGGGUGGAGGACGCCCGAGACUGCUCUAACUGAAGCCCACAAGUUCUUCCGCAGCAUCAUCCUUUUGCUGAUGGGCAGCAACGUGCUGGGCUCUCACAAGACCAUGUCAGAUGUCCAGUUUGUGGAUUAUGGGGAAAACCUGCUGCAGAAGUGGCAAGUGUUGGCUGACCUGCUGGCCUGCUCGGAGCACCUUGUGGCCCUCCUCAGCAGGGUGGAGAUGGUGUGCGAAGCCAAAGCCUUCUGCUUGGAGGCUGUCAAGCUGGCAAUGAAACUGCACGCGAUUCGGUGGUGCGCUGCCUUCCUGGUGCUGAAGGCCCAGCUGGAGCUGCAGCGCAGCGAGCUGGAGCUGAGCCGCUCUGACCUCCAGCAGGCCCUGUUCCUCCUGGAAUCCGGCACGGAGUUUGAAGCCAGUGAGAAGCAGCCAGAACGAAUGAAGAUCCUGCCCCGGAAGGGCAAGCCUGAGGGCAGAAAGCAGCGGGAUCCCAGCUUGGAGACCCCCAGGGAAGAGGAGGGCUUUCUGAAGGGCCCCACGCUCGAGUUUGUGGCCACGGUGAGCGGGCCGGAAAAAGCCGCUGCUCUCACCACGUCGCCGGAGCUGAAGCCCAAGCAGAGGAGACGCCUGGGCUUCCUGGCCCACCCUUCCACGUGCUCCUGCUCCCUGUGCUCCGACCUGACCCUCUCGGCUCUCUGCCUCCGCUGGCUGCUCUCCUGCGCCCAGGGCGAGCUGGCGGCCGGCAGCGCGGCCGAGGGGCUGGCCCUGCUCCAGGCCACGCUGCAGCGCUGCGCUGCCGUGGCCGCCCGCUUCGCCGCCGUGCUGCGGGACAAGCCGUGGGGCGGCCCUGCGGCCGGCCGGGCCCUGCCUGCGCUGGAGCUGCUGGACGAUCUGAUGGCCACCGGCUACGCCACGCUGGCCUUUCAAAGCCUGGCUGGCCCCCAGCCCGAGGAGAAGCUGUGGGAGCACCUGGAAGCUGGCCUGACCUUCCUGGCAUCCCGGAGGCCUCAUCUGCCCAGCCUGGAGGUCUCUAGGGCCACCCUGCUGCUUGCCAAAGCAGUUACCACCAUUUGCCGCCUGGCCACGAAGCGCGGGGGUUCGGUGACCAGUGUCUUCUCCAGUGCUUGGGCCUGGCAGCCCCCGCUGACUCCUACAGACCCCAAAGAAUUGGUUAAAUCCAAGGUGCUCAAGAUGAACGAGGCUUUGCCCCAGAGGAGUAAGAGCAAGAAGGUGACAGCGACAGCACCUGGGCCCAAGCCCAGGGCGAAGAAGAGCCAGAGAGCGAAGCCCCUGGCUGCGGCGGACUCGGACGAUGUCUUUGCUCUGGGCAACUUGGACACCGAGGUGCCCCCCAUCGUUAUCCGGCCGGUGACGGUGCCCUGCACCCCACACCAGGGACGCUGUCCCCCUGCCAAGACACGCGCCCAGGGAGCUGCGGCAGCCCCGGGCCCCAGGGUUCCCUUCACAGUGUUCAGCGAAUCCUCCCCUCUGGCUGGCAAGUCCCAGCUCCUGAAAGCCCCCAAAGCCUUGGGGAGAGUCAAGUCCCGCCUGAAGGUGACAUUCAGUGACGACAGUGAUGCGGAGGAUCCCAAACCGGGGGUCACCCCGGCAGCUGGCAAAACCCCGGGCCCCGGCCGCAAGACUCCCCGGCCGACAGGCCGCACCCGGAGUGCCCCGCGCCCCAAAUCCACGGCUGCCGACGCGGAGGGGUCUCAGACGAGCUCGUCCGAGGACAGUUCCCGCAGCAGCAACGCCCAACCCCGGCGAACACGGGCAGGUUCCCGCAGAGCUGGGGGCACAGAGGAGACGAGAGAGCGGACGACCCGCAGGGCUCCCGGCAGGAGAGCAGAGGAGGAGCGGGAGCUUCUGAGGACCAUCGAAGAAGAGGAGAAGGUGGAGGAAGGGCUUGAGAUCAGCUUUGAGGUUUUGCGGGCCUCCGAGGAAGAGGAGGGAGUCCCAGGCAGCAGACGGCCGCCCCGGCGCGGGCAGGAGGGCGCAGACGGGGAGCGUGAGGUCCUGCGGCGAGACGCCAGCGAGGACAUCCUGGCCACGCGGAGGGCUGGCAGCGGGGACCCCCUGCACCUGGAGGCCCUCUCCUCCUCCCUGCCCACGGCCAGCGAUGUCUCUUCCCUGGACAUGGCCUGUGAAUUCCUGAAAGCUGCUUUCAACUGCAUCAGCCACUGUCCUCCCAGUGCGCUCUACAGCCAGCUCUGUCAGCUCCUGGCACUGUCCCUGGGCAAGCAGGACCCCGUCUCCACCGCAUACCUGGUGUCGGAGUCUGUCUCGGUCACUACCCGCCACCAGCUGCUCAGCAUAGUCCAUAGGAAACUGCACAAGGCAAAGAAGUCGGCGGCUGAUGUGGCCGAGCAGCUCCAAGGACUCUCCUUGCGGGAGGAGAGCGCCGCUGCGCGCAGCCACCGCCUUGCUCAGCUCCAGGGCCUCUUUGAGUUCAGCUCCACGGGGCUGGGGCCUCGGGAGCAGGACGGCUUCAGGGAGCAGCUGGAGCAGAUCCCCAGCGGGGUGACCGUGUGUGUGCUGACCCUCGUGAGCCUCCAGCCUGCCUCUGUGGGGGACACGCUGCUGCUGACGCGGCUGGAGAAGGGCAGCGCUCCAGUGACCAUCCAGAUCCCCACCGCGCUCACCAAGGUCCCGCUGAGCUCGGUGCUGAGCGAGUUCGAUGCCAUCCAGAAGGAGCAGAAGGAGUCCAGCAGCUGCACGGACAAGAGAGACUGGUGGUUGUGCCGCUCGGAGCUGGACCGGAGAAUGAAGAGCCUCAUCGAGACCCUGGAGAUGCUGGUGCUGGGCUGCUGGAAGGGGGCCUUGCUCCCCGGCAGCCAGGAGCCUGGCCUGGCAGAGGAAACCUCCAGCUUGUGCUCCCAGCUCCAGAAGUGCGGCUGGGCAGACGCGGACGCGGCGCUCCUCAAGGUCGUGCUGAACGCCUCUCCCCUCCUCGCCCCCCAAGACCUGCAGACCCUGGCCCUUGGGCUCUGCCCAGCUCAGCCCUACGCGGCCCAGCUCCUCUUGCAGGAGGCUCUGGAGAAGCAGAAAGCUUGUGCCGGGCAGGCCAGCGGUUCCCUUGUCCUGGUGUUGGAUAAGCACCUGCAGAAGCUGCCCUGGGAGAGCAUGGCGUGUCUGAGGGACGUGCCCGUAACCAGGCUCCCAUCCCUGCGCUUCCUGCUCAGCUAUUCCCUGGCGCAGAAGCAGGCAGGGUCCGUGCUGAGCCGCGGCGUGAACCCCGCCAGCACCUUCUACAUCCUCAACCCGCACAACAACCUCCCGGGCACUGAGGAGCGUUUCCGGGGCUGGUUUGAGAGCGAGCCCAGCUGGAGCGGGGUGACCGGAGCCAUCCCGAGCCAGGAGCAGAUGCAGGCGGCGCUCUCGGAGCACGAUCUCUACAUCUACGCCGGGCACGGAGCAGGCGCCCGCUUCCUGGACGGGCCGUCCAUCGCCAGGCUCGAGUGCAGCGCCGUGGCCCUGCUCUUCGGCUGCAGCAGCGCCGCGCUGGCCCUGCGCGGCAGCCUCGAGGGCUCCGGCAUCGUUCUCAAGUACAUCAUGGCCGGGUGCCCCCUCGUCCUGGGCAACCUGUGGGAUGUGACGGACCGCGACAUCGACCGCUACGCCGAGGCUCUGCUCCAGGGCUGGCUGAAGGCGGGCUCGGGUGCCCCGCUCCUGCGCUACGUCGCCCAGGCCCGCCACGCUCCCAAGCUCAAGCACCUCAUCGGGGCUGCCCCCGUCGCCUACGGCCUGCCCGUGUGCCUCCAGGGAGGGCUCAGCGCUGCCUCGGCCACCGCCUCUUGA
Molecule: messenger RNA, 6708 nt
Organism: Rhea pennata
Lineage: Eukaryota; Metazoa; Chordata; Aves; Rheiformes; Rheidae
Gene: ESPL1
Product: extra spindle pole bodies like 1, separase
Exons: 30
Coding region: 1-6708 (2235 amino acids)
Biological process (GO): proteolysis; meiotic chromosome separation
Cellular component (GO): cytoplasm; nucleus; centrosome
Molecular function (GO): cysteine-type endopeptidase activity
Source: RefSeq, a predicted model, not a curated record